Melampsora larici-populina 98AG31 is the source of this 1551-nucleotide messenger RNA. RefSeq lists its product as uncharacterized. The record is from RefSeq and is a predicted model, not a curated record. The transcript is spliced from 7 exons. NCBI's taxonomy places the organism in Eukaryota, Fungi, Basidiomycota, Pucciniomycetes, Pucciniales, Melampsoraceae. The coding region runs from base 1 to 1551 and encodes 516 amino acids. Gene Ontology annotation, molecular function: heme binding; oxidoreductase activity, acting on paired donors, with incorporation or reduction of molecular oxygen; monooxygenase activity.
AUGAUUCCGAAUCCUAACGUUAACAGUGUUCUGGAUCAAUUGAUAUUAUUGAUAUUAAUAGUUUAUUUGAUUAAUCGGAUCAGAUGGAAAGUUAAAGAAUACUCAAAUAAAACAAAAGCGAAAUCAUCAAAUAGUAAAAUAGCACCUUUAGUGACUUGUACAAUUCCAUUCGAUUCAAAAUUCUUAUAUUAUAAAAUUGUCUCACUUUUGAAAGGUGAUCCAUCAAGUUCAUUAGAUUACCUUAAUUCUUAUUCAAAAUUAACUAAAGCUAUCAGAAUCAAUAUCUUGGGAACCGAAAUCAUUCAUACCUUUUCCCAUUUAGAUGUUAAAUAUAUUUUAUCUAAAAACUUUCAAAAUUGGGGUAAAUCAAAUAGUUUCGUAGAGGCUUUGUAUCCAUUGUUAGGUGAUGGUAUCUUUAAUUCUGACCAAAGAUCACUUUGGUCUUGGCAUAGAACAUUAACUAGACCUCAUUUUACAAAAAAAAGAAUUUCGGAUGUGGAAGCUUGUGAAGAACAUGUUUCUAGAUUGAUUAGUUGGAUUGAAUUUCAAAAUAUAUCGGAUCAUUCUGUUGAUAUUCAAGAUCUCUUUUCACGGUUGACCCUCACUGUCGCUACCCAGCAUUUCUUUGGACAUUGUUUGGACACGCUCAAUGAUCUCUUACUUGAUAGACCUAUACAAAAAGGUGCUAUAGAUGCAACAGCUUUCUCCAACGACUUUGCUGACGCUCAAUCACAUUGUCUAUCAUAUCUCUUUCUACCAUUCAGAUUAUUUCAAAAAGUAUCACCUGAUCCAUCAAUCAAGAGAGUCUCGGCAGCCGUAGAUGUGUUGAUAGAGAAUAUAGCCAAAGAGCGUAGUUUAUCAGUUGAUCAACAAGACCCUGAAACCCUAUUCAAUAGCAUACAUCGAUCAGGUUGCUCAACCCACCUUCUUCGUCAUGAACUUCUCAAUCUAUUAAUCGCCGCACGAGAUUCACUUUCUUCUUUACUUACUAGUUGCAUUUAUGAAUUAGCUGGACGGGAUGAGCUUUGGAAUCAACUUCAAUCGGAAUCUAGCCAUCUUGGCCAAAUCUCUAUCAUUUCCAUGAAUCAAAUCCAUCAAUGUAAAUUACUUAGAGCAGUGAUUAAUGAAACUCUUAGACUUCAUCCACCUGUUUGGGCAAACCUACGUGCUGCAUUCGAAGAUGAUGUAUUACCAUCGGGUAUAUUUGUUUCAGCAGGAACCGAUUGUCGAUUUAGUAUCCGAGAAUUCCAACGAGAUCCGGAAGUAUGGGGUAUGGAUGCAGAAGAAUUCAUACCGGAUCGUUGGUUAGAUGGUAGACAAGUCUUACAAAGUAAAGAUCCAUUUAGUUUCCAACCAUUUAGUGCAGGGCCGAGACUUUGUCUUGGUCAACAAUUCGCUUAUACUGAAUUGUCUAUCGCAUUGAUUAGAUUACUUAAUCGAUUCUCUAGAGUUGAGUUAGUAGGUAAAUCAGCCGUUAGGGAAAAUAUUAAAGAAGUCCACUCUGUGACUUUGAGCUUCCAAGAUGGAUUAUGGGUUAAGUUUCAUCCAUGA